GUGAAAACAGUGACAAUUCAGAGGAUACAAAGACGCCUCGGACGAGAGAUGAAAUCACAGAAAGUCGAGCCAGCGACGUGAACUAUGACCCAUCCUUGUACUCAUUAAGGACAGGACUAGAGCGGAAGUAAUAUUCUACACCGGUGGAGUAGGGUUGAGGGAAGAGUACUAGGAAAUUCACGAAGUUAAUGGUGGUGACGAGGUCAUGUUUUUUUUGUCUUGUUACGAAUUGACUCUCAUUCGGGCAUGUCUUUUUUUAGUAUAGUUUCACUGACAUUUUAUAGAUAAAACAUAAAGUAGCUAGCCGAUUUUUGCAACUCAAAUCUCUAAAACAGCGACCCGAUUAUUUGUGAUCACUUCAUUUUUGAUAAAAGUUUUUUCAAAUUCGUCUCAACUCUACAUAAUUGUUUGCCGACAUGUAGUAACAUUUGACACGUUCGAAUUAGAGAAGCUGAUACAAAUGGGAAUCAUUAGGGGAAAACCUAUAAUCCAUCGCUAGAAUUUGUAUUUCAUUCUCGCCCAUUCUUAUCAUCGCCUCGGCAGUUGAGGAAUAAUGUAGUGUCGAGUAAUAAUGAUGGGCGGAGUUAAACGUCUUCGUAUUUCAAUCCGGAUUCAGCUGUUGGAGUUAAAUUUGUGUCAACGACGGUACGUUGUAAUUCAGUUAUUGACUGCGAAAUCGUAAGUCGACCUUUGUUCCUAGCUCUUCAACUUUUUAUCAAGAAAAUCCUGAAGGGCUUCACACAUUGUAUGAUUAUGCAAUGCGAUUGUAACAUUUCACGAUUUAAUCCACACGCUAGAUUAGGUGCUUUCGGGAAGUUGCAAUGCUCCUUUUUUAUGAGAAAUAGGCAGCCCAGACUGUGAACUCUUUGGCAUUUUGGGUGGGUGACACUAUUAUCGACCUACUCGUUUUGUUCUCCAUGAAAUUUUCAUACAUCAACAGGUGUAUAUAUAAGGUGUGUACAUUUCCGUUUAUCUACUAGAUUUGGAACGGCAGCGGAACAUGAAUUCAUACUUAAAAUCAUGUGCCACCACCAAUUAAUUGCGAGCAGCAGUUCUACACUGUUCAAAAGUUUUACCGAAAUUUUGCGACAAGUGCCUACUUCAUUAAGACUUAUAGCCAUUUUUCUUCAAAUUCAUGACAACUGUGAAUUUGGGUUGAAUUAUUUGAUGAAAAAAUAAUACAAGACCACGGUGAAAUAACAAAAUCGUGAUCUAUUGGAUUAUGGAUAGGAAUUAGUAAAUAAUAAAAACUAAUUAGGUUUAGACUUUAACGUUUUUUUAAACGCACUCAGAAGGUAUAUCUUUCUCCUAUGACCUCUGCAACCCCACUGACUCAUAGCAAUCAAAGUUUUCACGCUCUGGACCCAUUUGACAUCAGGUCCAUGUUCAUUCAUCUCUCUCUAUUUUAGUUUAUAUGAACUAUUCCCCUUAUCCUGAUGCUGCUCUAAUAAAAAUUAUAAAAUAAUAAUAGGAGCCAAAACAGCUAAUAUAAUAUAAAUAAAACAGCUAAAACAUACCAAGCACUCUCAAUAUAAUCCUUUUCUGAUUUUAUUAUGUUUAUGCAGACAUUGAUAGAAGGUCGCGUUUCAGUUCUCCUGAUAGAAGGUAUGUCAAUGCCGUACCAUAAAAGAUUGAAUGCAGGAAAGAACAAACUGAUAUUUUGCCUUUUUAAUUUGUACUGGAAUUUUCUCCUUUUAUUAAUUCUUUCUUUUAAUGUUACUACUCAUUAUCAGUGAGAUAUAAACAUGACCAAUCAACUGACGUAUUUAUAAAUGAAUUCAUAUACGCCAUCAAUAUUUCAAAGUGGAUACCCAAAGUGUAUAUUGUCAUUUGUACUUACCAUUACCACUCUCAACAGUGGUUACUAGAGGAAAGAGACCGAGUUGUCUUCAUCGUUUAACUCGAAUUCAUCGUCUGAUUUAUGACUCAUUAAUUCGGUGCAUUUAGUAAUUCACCUGUUCUAUUUUAAUUUGAAGAGGUAUGUGACAUUUCGUUGUGUUCUUGGAUGGGUAAAUCGCAAACAAUUUAAUAAUCCUACAAAUUCUGAAUCUUACAGGUUUUUCAUUUUGUUUUAGCAUUAGAAUAGACAAUUUUUCGUGAAUAUACUAUCAACAAAUGACGCAUUAUCAUGGAUAGACAGACCGUAAUUACUUUCUGUUCUUUGCAAUUGGUGGAAACUCAGGUGGAAAUUCUCAUUUUGGAAAUAUCUUCUCGGCUUUCCGUCUUCUAAUCUUAUUCCUCGGGUAACACUUCAGAUGGUAAAUUCCUAGAGGCUGUGAAAGUUGACAGAGAAAAAAAGGGCAGAUGGGGAAUUAAAACCUUUUGGAUGACUGAGGGGCCCGCUCAGGACUGCUUUACGGCGUAUCAUGAUAUCCCCGUAUUUUACUAUCAACGCUCUCACCAGCUAAUCUACUCGGAUAAAUAAUAAGGAGCCUUAUAUAGUUCGGAUGCAUUUGUGACCGGAUGUUUGAGCUCACGUAAUUAGCAACCCUCGUUUUCGCCUUGGGCAGUUAACUCCUCACUCAUUACCACUUCAUCGCCCUUUUAUCGAGAUAUACUAUUUUUAGAUCCCGCGAAAUGAAUACAAUAUUUUGGCUAACCACAAUUAGCUGAUCUGGUUCUACUUAACGAGAACUCUCGCUGGCUGCAAGAAACCGUGCAAUCCGAAGAUAUUGGUUGACCCGUAUGCUACUCACAUUCAUCAUUAUCAAUUAGACAAAACCAACAUGAUCUCGUAAAAACGUGCGGAAAAUGCCCUUUAUCACUGAAAAAUCGAAAAUAUAUGUAUAUAUGAAAUGGAAUUAUAUCAAUAAGUAAAUGGGACAUCUCGCCAUUUCGUGAGAGAAUAUUAACACGUAGCUUCUGUUGGUAAUACAUGAAUUCAAUAUCUACGCAACUUCGGCAAAACGUCAAUGCUGUUGCGAGGGCCAUUCCUCAAGCUCUACCCCCAAGCCCUAACGAAGCAUCAUAGGACAGCAAUAAUAAUAAUUCUACGGAAGAUUCGGAAAGUGAAAGAGGCAGAAGCCCACAAAAAUUCCAUGAGUCUGGUAGGAUGGACAGGAGGAGGCAAUCUCCAGAGCAGAGGCGAACACCAGAACCCCGCACUCCUAGGGAUAGCUCCAAGCAAGACAGAGCUGAUCGUCUUCAUCAGGAAGUACGAUCCCGUCGGGAAUCAGAUGAUAGAAGACAUGAUACGGAUAUGAAGGAUUCAAGAGAUCGAAAAUCUCGUAGUAAUGGUCGUCGAUCACGCGAUGAUGAUCGUAGAAGUUCCAAAAAUAUCUCAAGGGAGGAGUCCCGACGCGACGAACGCGAUCGAAGUGACAAAGAUCAUCAUAGAGAUCAUCACAGAAAUGAUAGACGAGAUAGGAGAAGGGAGAGAAAUAGGAGACAUUCGAGAAGUGAUCGAAAGGACCGAUACAGAGAUGAUAGAUCCUCACACCAUAAAGACAAGGAUAGAGAAAGAGUUAGGUCAAGAUCCCGAUCAAAGGAUAAACCAGUGGCUCCCUUCAGGCCGAUGUCAUAUAGAGAAGAAAAGGGAAGAAGUAAACUAGCACAACUGGAGAAGCUGGGGAUCGAGCUGAAAACACCCGAUGGCAACUCCGUGACACCUAACCUGGAACACAAUUUCUACAACCCCCUGGCCACUGCCACGCAAGGAAAAUAUGCUGAACAGAUACAGAAACGAAAACUUCUUUGGGCAAACAAGGCGAAGUCUGAUGAAGGGCAGGCGCCGACAACAGCUAUUGCUGGGACAAACACCUGGGUAGGAACGACCUUCACUCACGACCAGGAUGGAAAGAUGACGGCGAAAUUCAAGAGACUAAUGGGAAUUAAAGGUGAUGCUGCUCCUGCUGCUCAGACGACAGGAUCUAAACCAGACAUUCUCAAGAAACAAGAAGAAAUGUUUAACAACAUGGAACAACAGUACGAAGUGGCUAGAGCAACCACUCACACUCAGAGAGGCGUAGGGUUGGGCUAUGCAAGUGGGACUUACCAAUUUCCACGAUAGAUAUUAAUAAGUAUUUCAUUGAUUGAUCGAAUUCAAUUAGUGAACAGUACGAGAUAAAAGUUUUCGAAAUUUCUGAAAGAAUGUUGAAAAGAAUGAAAAAUCUAAUUGAAAAACUUUGUAAAGUCACUCGAUGAAAAGAAAGAAUGGGAGAAGAUAAUUUCCGAAUUUGUGAUGAAAAUGAGUAUUUCAUACUUAAUAUAUAAUAAUAGUGUCAAUCAAAUUAUUGUUUGGAGGAGAAUUGUAGGAUAGAAAUCGGUAGAAUGAUGUCAUUCGAUGGAAAUGAUGCCACGGAAAAAUGUCAGCAAAUGUUUGUGUCACUCUGUCCAUGAGGCAGCGCUUAUCUCAUCUGUGAACGCUGUUAAAUAGGCGCAAUUAUGGAAAAUUUUGUUAGGCAGUCAGGUGAAAAAGAAUUUUCUAGCGCAUGCUAAACAGUUACUCUGUUUCUCAAACAGCUUCGUAUUCACCAGGAGAGUUUUAUUCGAUCAUGGAACAGGAAUAACUAUUUCAGUUCUAAUAACAUGUACAGAAUUAGAUUGCAAACGGAAAAUUUGAUGCUAAACAUGACGAUUUCUCUCUUCCCCAUCCUGAAACAAAUGAUCUUGAAAGCAAAAUUGAGGAGAAAUGAAUUUAUACGUGAGCGCGGUUUCCAUGCUCCAGUUCUGCUACUCAAUAGUAGUUACGUCACCAAUGAGUUUAUAAAAGAUACAAAAAACAAAUAAAUAAAUUAAAGAUAAUAACAUUGAA
Fopius arisanus is the source of this 4753-nucleotide messenger RNA. Its product is annotated as arginine/serine-rich coiled-coil protein 2. The record is from RefSeq and is a predicted model, not a curated record. Bases 3053 to 4009 code for a protein of 318 amino acids. Lineage: Eukaryota; Metazoa; Arthropoda; Insecta; Hymenoptera; Braconidae. The transcript has 6 exons.